AUGUAUAGGACUCGAGGAAAUGCCCCUCAGGGGGGCGGUAUCCUCGGCGCGUUGAAGGCGACCGAGAUGCUGGAUUCGAGGCCGAGUCUGCCAGCAGAGAUCCUCGUCGCGAUCCUCGACUACCUUCCCGUCGCAGACCUGAUGCAGGUCGCUCGAGCUUCCCGUCGCAUGCAAGAAAUGGUGUACGAUGAUACGAGAUGGGUCGCCAGAUUGAAGAGCAUGGGAUGUUGGAACGAAGCCGAGGCGAGGCAGCGGUUUGAUGAGGCCAUGCGGAAGAGACGGGAAGCCGCCGAACGGGCGGCGAAAGGCGCCGCUGGAGGCCAGCCAGGAGCCCCAGGAAGCCACCCUCCGAAACCCACGAGUACGAUGUUGUUCGAUGCCACGGUUGAGGAAGAGCGCCGGAAACGCCAAUCGGCAGCGCCUCCUGUCGAUGGAUUCGAGAGGAUGACUGUAGGAGCACCAGCAGCCAAGGACCCAUUCAAGGACCCGGAGGCGCUGCUGGAUGUGAUCAAGAACUCGAGGAGCAUCAGGGGCCAUGCAAGAGAGGAAUAUGGCAAGAUUUACGGCUCAUUCGCGCCUUUCUAUUUCGACCUUGCCAGGGCGAAGAGCCACACGGAUCCUAUCGUCUUCCAGGUGUUCAGGGACCCUGAAAGACAGGCUAAAAUGCUUUCGAAUCUGCAAGUAUUUACAAAGAGCGACUGGGCGCAGGGGUGGAAUCAGCGAGAGGAACGACUUAUGACCAUGACGAGUAUUUUUGAGGGCGCGGUACUUCGAGAGUUCGAGCAGGGGUACGAGUUUUGGGAUGUUGACGGCCGCAUGAAGCGGUACGCGCAUGUGCUGCAUACACUGAACGGCGGCAACGCAGCAACGGAGCUUUUCAUCCAGAAGCAUCCUAUAUUCAGCGACCGCGAGGUCCUGGCGGUCAAUUCGUCGGAUUGCGUCAACCAGACCAGUGGGGACGAAAUCAACUUGGAACCCUCCCGACUGUUUUUCGAGAUGCUGCUGCGGAAAGUCAACGAGCACGCUGAGAUUAUUGGGCGCAUAUUCGCCAAUCCCGAUGUUGUGUUCUGGGAGUUUAUGGAAAAGGUCCGGGAGGAUGUUAUCAUGGACUACAUCACACCGCUUUUUGAUGCAACGCACGACAGAAACCUGCAGUGGUAUCUGAAGGCUGUGGCUGGAACCUUUGAGCAAGGCAUGCUCUUCUUCAAGUCCGUGGUCCCUCCAAAAGACUCCAAGAGCAACCUCGAGGAAAAGGCCAAGGAGAUGAUGUUGAGAGUGUUUGAGCCGCAUCUGGACCUGUAUCUGCAAGAGGAGCUCGACUUUUUCACAAGACAUGCCGAGUCGGAGGUUGCAGAAUGGGAGAAGAAGCUCUCUGAGCAAGACGCCUCUGUCGAGUCGUUCUACAUGAGCAACUUCAACAGACAGGCAGAUAAGAAGGACUUUCUGAGUUCUUUCAGAAAGGUAGUCAUGAUGCCCGUCACGGUGUUGCCAUCUUUUGGCAGCACGAGUACAACAACGAAACCCACCACACCAACCGGCACAUCUGCCCUUUCGCCUCAGCCGUCUAGACCGCAUACGCCCAGUCUUGCACCAAACACGGACGGAAACGGCCGUCUCAGUCCUCUGCCCGCACAAGCUCCGACCGACGAGCUGGCGGCCAAGGCUGCUCUGAUGGCUUCCAGAAUGGAAGGCAUUAAGACUCUUUUCAGUAUCGAAAUCGCCCUGAACCUAACGCACAAGGCGAAGACGAGCAUGGGUCGCGCAUCGCUGUUCAUACAGCUUGGAGGCCAGUACGGCGAGGAAGCCCGUGAGCAAUGCGAAACGAUAUUCGUAGUCAUGCUCCGUAUCCUAGGCAACAGACACGUCAAGGUCGGCUUCGAAAAGGCCGUCGAGCACCUUUCUCACUACAACCCCCGUGAGGUCAGCGAUCACAACCAGUCCGGCGUUGCGCCCCUGGUGACCUUUAUCGAGCUGGUCAACGUAGGCGACCUCAUCUCUCAGAUGAUUGACGUUUUCUACGAGCAGCAGCUCGCCGGCCCAAAGAUUGCAGACCGCAACGACUUCCUCGACCCCGCCGGCAUCGCCAAGAAGAAGUGGGAGCAGAUGCUGGACGAGAGCGUUGCGGCAGGCUUGAAUAAGGGCAUUGACGUCCUCAUGGAUGAGGUAGAGUACCUCCACGGCACGACACAGCAGCCGACCGACUACAACCCCUCCGAGACGGGCGGCAUCUUGGCCGACCCGGGGCCGACUGAGACGGCGCUCCGCAUCAAGGAGCUCGUGUCUUCGCACACGCGCAUGCUGGUCGGCACGACGGAGAAGUCGAUGCUUGAUGUAUUCAACGGCGAGGUGGGCCUGCGGCUGUUCACGGCCGUGUGCAAGCAUCUCAAGCGGCAGCGCAUCAGCACUGAAGGUGCCAUCAAGCUCAUUGCCGACAUGAACCUAUAUUUCGAGUACAUUCGCACCCUCAAGAACCAAGACCUGCUUGCCUACUUCAAGGCAUUGCGCGAGCUGAGCCAGAUCUACCUCAUCGACGCCAAGCACGCAAAGGAGAUGGCCACCAUAAUUGCCGACGGCGACCGUUUCGAGGGUGUGUUCCGCGCCGAAGAAGCGUAUGAGUUUGCGCAAAGACGAUCGGAUUGGUACACAGUUAGAAAAGACGUGGAACGGGCAAUGUACGGGAUGGAAUGCUCGCUCAUGUAG
Molecule: messenger RNA, 2700 nt
Organism: Colletotrichum chrysophilum
Lineage: Eukaryota; Fungi; Ascomycota; Sordariomycetes; Glomerellales; Glomerellaceae
Exons: 2
Coding region: 1-2700 (899 amino acids)
Biological process (GO): Golgi to plasma membrane transport; exocytosis
Cellular component (GO): exocyst; cytoplasm
Molecular function (GO): protein binding
Source: RefSeq, a predicted model, not a curated record